Messenger RNA from Physella acuta, 1725 nucleotides. RefSeq names its product 23 kDa integral membrane protein. NCBI's taxonomy places the organism in Eukaryota, Metazoa, Mollusca, Gastropoda, Physidae. Gene Ontology annotation, cellular component: plasma membrane. The record is from RefSeq and is a predicted model, not a curated record.
AAAAAACAACAUCAAGAUGGUUGCUGUGGAGUGCUCGAAGGUUGUCGUUGUGAUCAUUAAUAUCAUUUUUAUGAUAUUUGGUCUGGCCGCUCUUGUGGCUGGUAUUGUGUUUAAAGUUGGAUGGGAAGACGUGAGAGAUGUGUUUGAUUUGCCCGAUAUUGGUGGUGACAUUCAACUUGCCGGUGACGCCCUCGCCUAUGGUGCUAUUGUCUUUGGUGCCUUCAUCUUAGUUCUGGCUCUACUCGGCUGUAUUGGUGCUUGCUGCAAAGUCCGGGUUCUGUUGGCUGUGUACGCAAUUGUUGUGAUCAUUCUACUUAUUGCGCAAGUGGCCAUUGUAGUUUUUGUGGCAGUGAAAGGAGACUUUAUGAAGGAUAAACUUGAAGUAGAACUGCAAGGGUCUCUAAAAGAGUACAAGGAGGAUGGCAAAGGGAAAUCAACAGCUUGGAGCUCACUGUUUGACUUUUUGGAAUGUUGCGGUGCUAAAGACCCCAAAGAUUUUCGUAACCUCACUUUUGCAAACAAUGCAUAUCCAUUUUACGACAGUCACAGACCUGACCUUUUCAAAGGCCGCGAACUCUACAUCCCAAUCACAUGUUGCAAAGCAUGGGAUUAUAGCAAGACAUUAUCAACAGAUAGUUUCAACCAAAAUGGAGCAUGCUUAAAUGGCACAGCAGGCAAAUUUUACAAUCAGGGUUGUGUUGACAGUGUUGUAGACAAAGUCGACAGCAAUAAGGCCAUUUUGAUUGGUGUGGGCGUGGCGAUCCUUGUGAUUGAGCUUGUGGUAAUCGUCAUGGCGUUCUUCCUCUGCUGCAGACACGAUGACUAAACAAUGACUGACCUCCCUUUAUCAAGAAUACAAAAGAGUUCCUUAUCAAGCUAUUACGCAGUACAGACGCAAUCUAUGGAAAUCCAGUCGUGCAUAAUAUUACAAAAAUACAUUUUUGAAUUUAGAAGUCCUCUUUAAAAAAAUAAAUAAUUAUAAGUUCGUUUUUAAUUUGUGCUGUAGUGGUUGAAAAAAAAAUUAAAAAUGAAUGUAAUUUAGUUUUAAAAGUCUAAAUGACAAAGUAGUUUUUUUUUGUUAAAUAUAUUUAUUCUUACUUGAAACAUAGAAGCUACUAUUAUUAAUACCAUCAUAUUACAUUUUUUUUUCAUGAAAUAAAAAGCCAUGUCUAGGACUAAAAAUUAUUGAUCCCAAAAACUGUUAAAGGGGUCGUCCAUAAAUUAGGUUACGGCUGGGGUGUGGGAUAACAAAUUUGUUACGUCCUGCUAAAUAAAGGUAAUAUUUCUUACACAAUUAAAUAAUUAGAGGAGGGUCGGCGUAAUAAAUUAUUUUAGUACUCAGGGGUGGGGGGGGUGAUAAAAUAGAUUUUAUUUGACUUAUAACGAUGGGGGAUGUGGGAAAGCUUUGUGGACGACAGCCGUUUAACCAUUUUUUAGCAUUAGGACAGGAUAUGCAGGUACAUGUCUAUGGAAUACCAAAAUAUCAUUUGUUUUUGUUUUUUUUAUUUAUCAUUUGCUUUCAUUUUGAAGGUGCUCAGCCGUGUAUCAUGUGUAAAUAGAUUUUUAGAAUUUUUUUAUCCAAUUAAAUUUUAAUUAUGAUUAAAAAAUUAAUUAAAAUUAUGAUUAAAAAAUAAAUUAUAAUUGUACUAUGUGAUUAAUAAUGUGCCUGACCGAUUAAUUGUUGUCAUGUAAAAGUCGUUGUUACAAAUAAAUAAAAAUUAUUUU